CUGCGUGUGUCAGUCGUGCGCCUUCUGUGACGCUCCACACGUGCAGUCCAACCCUCGGUACAUUCGCACGUAAACGUCUGAGCCAGCAGCUGGAAAAAACAGAGAAUAAGAAUCACUGAUAUUUGUAUCAUCAAGGGAAGAGAGAAGGAAAAGACAAGCAAUUCAAGAUGAUUUGCAGAAUCAUUUGUUUUAUUUUCUUCUGUUUUUCUUGCCAAGUGAAGUCCUUUGAUCCAUUCAGUGGAACGACGAGUAAAAUGCUCACCAUCACCAACAAUGAAUUCAAUAAUAGGUCCACUGGAGAUACUCGUCUGCUGGUCCAAAACGAGAAGAUGGUCAUCGCGGACUUCCACGGUGGUGUCGUCGCCCUUCUAUCUUUGAGAGAAGAGCAAGUGGUCGGAACACUGACACUCCCCGAAAUUACCUUCGGGUCCUUAGGAAUGGCCGUGUUGAACGAUGGAUCAGUCGCCGUGGGUGGCGAAUCAGAAAACAGAUGCUUCAUUUUUAUUCUAGACGUGAGUGGUGACGAGCCUGUCAUCACGAGGAACGUUUCAACACCUGCUCAUUUGGACAAUGGCGUGACAGCAAAUGGACCCCAGGACAAGAUGGCGCUGGUGACCAACGAUGGUAAGUUGACCGUCGUGUCCCUCGACGAUGGGACCGAGGAACAGUUGACUGAUGGUCUGGAAGUUUCCGUGCGCCAGUCAGCGACUCGACAUGGCGACAACUUGUACAUUUCCAACUGGUUCGGCCUCGACAUAGUCAAUUUAAACGACGGACAAAGAACCUCCAAUAUCGGAAGUCUGGAUCUUUCCACUAUGGCAAACAUGAGCUUUGGCCAGACAGCUUUUGACCCAGCAGGAAACAUGUACGUAGGCGCCGCUGGUACAAUGUGUGACGAGGACGCAGACCCACCAUGCGUGCUAGUGAUCUCCCCUGGCGGAACAUGGCGGAAGCUAGUAGACGGGCCUGAGGGGACCGACCCUCAAGGGAUUGCGGUGACCUCGUCUGGGUUUGUGGUCACGUGGAGUAAAACAACUCCAAGAAUUCAAACCGAGUUAGAGAUUUAUGAUAUCCUUUGAAACAAGCUGAAAAUGCUCUUUGGACUUUCGAGAUCCAUGUCCAUCUUUGAAACAUAAGUACCUUGGAAGAAAAAUAAAAAUGUGAUAUCUGAAA
Messenger RNA from Pomacea canaliculata, 1173 nucleotides. RefSeq lists its product as uncharacterized. The record is from RefSeq and is a predicted model, not a curated record. NCBI's taxonomy places the organism in Eukaryota, Metazoa, Mollusca, Gastropoda, Architaenioglossa, Ampullariidae. Bases 168 to 1079 code for a protein of 303 amino acids. The transcript has 2 exons.